This is a messenger RNA of Suhomyces tanzawaensis NRRL Y-17324, 1011 nucleotides long. RefSeq names its product Hym1p (gene HYM1). Lineage: Eukaryota; Fungi; Ascomycota; Pichiomycetes; Serinales; Debaryomycetaceae. The transcript has a single exon. The coding region runs from base 1 to 1011 and encodes 336 amino acids. Gene Ontology annotation, biological process: intracellular signal transduction. Gene Ontology annotation, molecular function: protein serine/threonine kinase activator activity. The record is from RefSeq and is a predicted model, not a curated record.
AUGACUUUUCUAUUCAAACGGAACCCGAAAAACCCCCCCGAACUCAUCAAAGCCUUGAAUGAGCAAGUACUGAAACUUGACUACAACAGUGAUAGUAACAAGAAGUAUCAAGACGAAUGCUCACGGUUCUUGAAACAGGUCAAGGUUAUACUACACGGAGAUGAUGAGAACGAACCCCAACCGGAUCAAAUCUCACAAUUGGCGUUGGAAAUAUACUCUACCGAUUGCCUUUACAAUCUUAUGGUCAAUUUGAAAAAACUUGAUUUCGACUCGAGGAAAGAUGUGGUCAUAUUGUUUCUGACACUAUUGCGACGACAAAUAGGGAGUAAGUCUCCCACCGUUGAAUACAUCCUAAAUCAGAAACCGGAGAUUCUAGGGCUAUUGAUUAGGGGCCCAGAAUCGUCGGAAAUAGGCUUGAUUUGUGGCCAAAUCUUGAGAGAUUGUAUCAAAUUUGAAUCAAUCAAUAAGUUUGUUUUGCAUUCCAGUUUAUUCUGGAACUUCUUCAAAUAUGUACAGAUUUCGAUUUUCGAAAUAGCUACGGACGCAUUCAUAACAUUGCAUGAUCUAUUGACUAACCACAAAAAGUUGGUAAGCGAGUUUUUGGCAAGAAAUUAUGAUAAUUUCACUUCCAGCAUAAACAAAUUGAUUCAGUCAAACAAUUAUGUUACCAAGAGACAAAGUGUCAAGUUGCUAUCGGAGUUGGUUUUACGAAGACAAAACCAAGCAUUUUUAAACCAAUACUUUGAUGACACCAACAACUUGAAAUUGAUGAUGAUUCUCUUGAGUGAUAAGCUGAAGAAUUUGCAAAUCGAAGCCUUCCACAUCUUCAAGUUUUUUGUUGCCAAACCUAAGAAGUCGCAAAAGGUGUUGGAUGUGCUCAUCAAGAAUAAGAAAAACUUCAUAGCGUUCUUUGAUACGUUUGAUAUUCAAAGCGACUCCACCACGAUUGACGAAAGAGACUACGUCUUGGGCGAAAUCAUGAAGUUGCCUGAUAUCGUGAGAUCUGAAUAA